Stylonychia lemnae is the source of this 453-nucleotide messenger RNA. The record is from the annotation of a GenBank genome assembly. NCBI's taxonomy places the organism in Eukaryota, Ciliophora, Spirotrichea, Sporadotrichida, Oxytrichidae.
AUGGUAUCUAUGAAAUAAUGGAUGUUCUUCUUGUGGGUUAACCAUCACAUAAAAUUCAGAGAAUGUUUGGCUGGAGAAGUUUUGAUUGAAAAUAAAUGUUAAAUAUGCACAAAGGGUACUUAUUCGCUAUCUACCUAUGAUAAAACUUGCAAUUUAUGCCCUAUAAAUAUGAGAUGUGAUGGAGGAAAUAUGAUUUCAGCUGACAAAAAUUAUUGGAGAAGUAGUCUAAAUACUACGAUUGUUUUCCAAUGCCCAAAAGUUGGAGUGUGCUUGUAAGUUUGCUAAUCAUUUUAAUAUACUAAAGGGGUGGUUAUAACUCAGAGUGCAGUUUAGGUUAUCAAGGAAAACUGUGCACUGAGUGCUCAAAAGAUCUUAAUGGAGAUUACUAUGCAAGAAAUAGUUAAUAUGAUUGCUCAAAAUGCCUAUCAUUGGCAGAAUCGAUAUCCAUAUUGA